CCCCCCUCGGCUCUGAUGGCCACCCUUGGAAAUGGCCGUCUCUCUCGGGCGCUCUUGUCGAUCGAUGAACUCCCCGAGGGAGCUGUGAAGCCUCCAGCGAAUAAGUACCCCAUCUUCUUUUUCGGGACUCAUGAAACCGCAUUUUUGGGGCCGAAAGAUCUCUUCCCGUACAAAGAAUAUAAAGACAAGUUUGGGAAAUCGAACAAACGAAAAGGAUUUAAUGAAGGCUUGUGGGAAAUCGAAAACAACCCCGGUGUCAAGUUUACUGGAUACCAGGCAAUUCAGCAACAGAGCUCGUCAGAAACUGAGGGAGAAGGAGGGAACACGGCAGAUGCCAGCAGCGAGGAGGAAGGCGAGCGGGUAGAAGAGGAUGGAAAGGGGAAAAGGAAGAACGAAAAAGCGGGCUCAAAGCGGAAAAAAUCCUACACUUCAAAGAAAUCUUCCAAGCAGUCACGGAAAUCUCCCGGAGAUGAAGAUGACAAAGACUGCAAAGAGGAAGAAAACAAGAGCAGUUCUGAUGCUGGGGAGGCCGGCAAUGACACGAGGAACACUUCUUCAGAUUUGCAGAAAACUAGUGAAGGGACUUAACCAACA
Molecule: messenger RNA, 594 nt
Organism: Pogona vitticeps (central bearded dragon)
Lineage: Eukaryota; Metazoa; Chordata; Lepidosauria; Squamata; Agamidae
Source: RefSeq, a predicted model, not a curated record